CUGCACAAAAAAAAAGAAGAAAAAAACUCAGAGCAGAGGACGGAGAGAGAUCUCUUCAAGAAAAAUGUCAAUAUCCAUGGCGUUAUUCUCUCCACCGAUCUCAUCCUCACUUCAAAACCCUAAUCUCAUCCCCAAGAUCUCAUCCUCUCUCCUCUCCACCAAGCGGUUCUCUCUCAUCUCCGUCCCUCGAGCUUCCUCCGACAAUGGUACGACUUCACCAGCGUCUGCUUCAGUCUCGGCAACCACCGUCGUGGAGAUUCCGAAGCCUGCGGCUGUGGCUGUAGAGGAAGUUCCGGUUAAAUCUCCAGCGGAAAGCUCCUCCGCUUCGGAAAACGGCGCCGUUGGAGGUGAAGAGACUGAUUUGGGUACUGCUGCGACGGUAAUCAAAUUUGAGAAUGCGAAGUGGGUUAAUGGAACUUGGGAUCUGAAACAGUUCGAACUCUACAAAUCUGAAGCCAUUUUCACGGUGACCCAAGUCGUCGUGGAGGCAAAAACCCUUUACCUCCGGGAUCAAAAUCUUGGAGAGACGAAGAUGGCGACAUCGUUUUCCAAAAUUCUAACGAGAUCGAACGCUCAGAGACACUGGUGCUCUACUACAACCAGUAUAUCUGCCUCUCCUUCUUUACCGAAACAGUUCUGGUCAAGACACUUCUCCGCCGUCGCUGACUCUUCCUCCUCUAGCUCCGCCGCUCUUGGAAGCCAAUCGAGUUCUUCUGCUCCACCACAAGAGAACAAACGAGGGUCCAAAUGGUCACAAUUGCUACUAUUCUUACCUGGAGCGAUUACCUUCGGCCUCGGGUCAUGGCAGAUCGUCAGAAGAGAGGAAAAGUUCAAAACACUGGAGUAUCAACAGCAACGGUUGAACAUGGAACCAAUGAAGCUAAAUAUAGACCAUCCUCCUGAUAAGAAUCUAGAUGCAUUAGAAUUUAGACGGGUUAGUUGCAAGGGUGUGUUUGACGAGCAAAGGUCUAUCUAUUUGGGUCCACGGUCUAGGUCUAUAUCGGGAGUUACUGAAAAUGGAUUCUAUCUCAUCACACCUCUAAUGCCAAUCCCCGGUGACCUGGAUAGCAUACAGUCGCCUAUUCUGGUGAAUCGUGGAUGGGUUCCUCGAAGUUGGAGAGAGAAGUCACCAGAAUCCACAGAGGCUGACUUCGUUGCAAAUCAGUCAACAAAAGCUAAAUCACCCUCCGAUGAACCAAAGUCCUGGUGGAAAUUUUGGUCUAAGACGCCAGUGAUUACCAAGGAACAUGUAUCCGUGGUUAAGCCUGUAGAAGUUGUUGGUGUGAUCAGGGGAGGAGAGAACCCAAGCAUAUUUGUUCCAUCCAAUGAUCCAAGUACCGGGCAGUGGUUCUAUGUAGAUGUUCCUGCGAUGGCUCAAGCCGUUGGCCUUCCUGAAAAUACAGUCUACGUAGAGGACGUCCAUGAACAUGUAGAUCGGAGUAGACCAUAUCCUGUUCCCAAGGACAUCAACACCUUGAUCCGUAGUAAAGUCAUGCCACAGGACCAUCUCAACUACUCAAUAACAUGGUAUUCUCUCUCCGCGGCUGUCACUUUCAUGGCUUACAAGAGACUGAAGGCAAAGCCUGCCCGCAGAUAAGCUCUAGCUGAUCAAAUCAAAUCUUAAUUCUUUUUUGUCACUUGUCUGCUGAAGUAAUAAUUGCAGAGGAUAGUGGAUUUUAGGCUUAAACUUUCAUAAGAAAAAGGGACACAAUGAAAUGCUUGGUAUUGUGAGAAUUUAAUAGAGAUUUGUAGUUUUC
Molecule: messenger RNA, 1757 nt
Organism: Arabidopsis arenosa
Lineage: Eukaryota; Viridiplantae; Streptophyta; Magnoliopsida; Brassicales; Brassicaceae
Source: the annotation of a GenBank genome assembly